Molecule: messenger RNA, 999 nt
Organism: Talaromyces rugulosus
Lineage: Eukaryota; Fungi; Ascomycota; Eurotiomycetes; Eurotiales; Trichocomaceae
Exons: 2
Coding region: 1-999 (332 amino acids)
Biological process (GO): carbohydrate metabolic process
Molecular function (GO): hydrolase activity, hydrolyzing O-glycosyl compounds
Source: RefSeq, a predicted model, not a curated record
AUGUUAUCCAAACCCAUUCCCUUUAUCGGGGCAACAGCCUUGUCGCUUUUGAUCUCAUUCACUACAGCAAUUCCGCAACUAGCAUUGGAUGUUGACUUUGCCGAUCCUUGUUUGGUCCAAUUGUCAAACGGCACAUGGUAUGCCUUUGCGACAACGAACAAUGUUCUCAACAUCCAAAUGGCCUAUUCUGAAGAUUUUGUGAAUUGGUCACUAGCUUCCAAUUAUGAUGCCUUACCUGGACCAUUUCCGUCCUGGGUAUACAAGAGCCCUCAGGCCUGGGCCCCUGACGUGAUCCAGAGGAAGGACGGAAACUUUCUGAUGUACUUUUCGGCCGCCUCCAAUGAAAGUGCUGCUAGCGGAGAUGUUAAGCAUUGCGUUGGUGCCGCAAUCUCGCCGAACGUGACGGGACCAUACACCCCGACAGACUCUACGGUUGCAUGCGACUUGGACGGCGGUGGUUCCAUUGACGCAGCCGGGUUCAUUGACGAUGAUGAAGACAAGACGAUGUACGUAGUUUACAAAGUGGACGGCAGCAACCUGGACUCUGGCGAUAAUGUUUAUCCCACCCCUAUCAUGCUACAACAGGUUGAGAACGAUGGCAUUACACCCAUAGGCUCAGCAGUUCAACUACUUGACCGCGAUCCAAAUGGCGGAGAUGGGCCUUUGAUUGAGGCACCCAGUCUAUAUAAGUCUGAUGGUAUCUACUACCUGACCUUCUCGUCUGCCAUGUUCAAUACGCCUCAAUAUGACAGCAGCUAUGCUUAUGCUACUAGCAUUACUGGACCGUGGACUAAGCAACAUUCGCCCUAUGCGCCGCUCCUACAAACGGGCAAGGAGAGUUCGGUUGGUGUAUUGACAGGCCCGGGUGGAACCAGCUUCUCCAAAGACGGGUCGAAGAUUGCUUUCCAUGCCUCUCGAAAUGGUAACAAUGCCGAUGAUGGUCGCGCUUUUUAUGUAGCUAAUAUCACGUUGGGAAAUGAUAUUAUCACAAUUUUGUGA